Molecule: messenger RNA, 1164 nt
Organism: Erpetoichthys calabaricus (reedfish)
Lineage: Eukaryota; Metazoa; Chordata; Cladistia; Polypteriformes; Polypteridae
Product: ciliogenesis and planar polarity effector 1-like
Exons: 10
Coding region: 1-1164 (387 amino acids)
Biological process (GO): cilium assembly
Cellular component (GO): ciliary transition zone
Source: RefSeq, a predicted model, not a curated record
AUGCAGUCCUUUAGAAACACAAAGCACUGUGCCUCCUUUCUACCUGGCAACUCCCCUGCAUCUCCCAUCGGGCUUCGCAAUAGUAGAGUCACUUAUCUGCAGAACAUUCAGUAUGAUCAGCCUGUCUGUGGACUGGAAGACAGACAUAGCAAUUCAGCAGAAAACUUUGAUUCUGUACUAAUAGAUCAAAGUAUCAGCUCAUUAUCCUCCACUGCUGAUUUUCAUUACUAUGCUUCCACCCAUAAAUGGCCAGCAAACACAAGAGAAACUGGAACUAACACUGUUGACCUAUCAGUUUUGCAGCCCAAAUCCACUACUGUGCUAAAUGGAGAUGAUGUAGAACACAGGCUACUCUUUAAUGCUGACGACUCUGCAAGAUGUUUGUAUUCACCUUUAACUGUCCCUGUAGCACAAAAAUACUUUGCGUCUAAACUCGCAGAGAUGGAUGUUCAACUGACUACUUUACAGAAUAUUUCUGAAAACAUGGAACUUGAAUUUUACAACACCAGAUUGUUUGUGGAUACAGCUGAAAAGCUUAAUAAACAGCAACAUUAUGUGAACCAAAAAUGUCUGGGAACAGGAAUUUUAGCGAAGAAAAAAGGACUAAUGAGGUUCAAUUGCCUUAUCCUCUCAGAGAACCUCAUUCCCAUCAGGUUAACAAAGGAUUCUUUGCAACCUCAAAAGUUAAGAUAUAUUUACAAUAUUCUUAAUGACCUUGAAACAGACAGCAUGUUUCCAGCAUCAGAACUGGACCUACCUCAAAAACAAACAAGACAAGUGAAGCGAAUUUGUCACCUAUACCAAGGGUUUAGCAAAUCUAGGCACCAGAGAGAAGAAAUCAGAGAAUGGAUGAAAAGGAAAUAUAAACAAAGGCAAGCAGAAUAUCGCAGACAACUUGAUGAGAAAAGGAAGAAGGAACACCAUCCAUUCACCCCUACUGCAAAUGUCAGCUCUGAAGAUAUCAAAAUUAACAACAUCAUUAAAGGCGUGAAAGAUAAAAUGGUUUCGGCAGAACAUCAUAGUCAUCGAAAAAUGGAAGCAGUUAAACUAAUGAAGGAAAUUGUGUCUGAUGCAAUGCAACUUACGGCAUGCAGGCAGAAUCCAGUGACAACCAGAUCUAGGAGGUUUGUUCAGAGUCCAAAAAGAAGGGCAGCAAGAAGGUAA